Molecule: messenger RNA, 2478 nt
Organism: Neopsephotus bourkii (Bourke's parrot)
Lineage: Eukaryota; Metazoa; Chordata; Aves; Psittaciformes; Psittacidae
Gene: ALOX5
Product: arachidonate 5-lipoxygenase
Exons: 14
Coding region: 131-2155 (674 amino acids)
Biological process (GO): lipid oxidation; linoleic acid metabolic process
Cellular component (GO): nuclear envelope
Molecular function (GO): iron ion binding; arachidonate 5-lipoxygenase activity; protein binding
Source: RefSeq, a predicted model, not a curated record
GGUGGGCAAAGCCGAGCCGUGGCGGAGGAGAAGGAGGCGGCGCUGGGCAAGGUUAGCGGCAGGAGCGCGGCUCAGUAGUGGCCGAUCGGGUCUGUGGGGCCGUGCAGAGCCGAGCCCCUGCUGUGGGACCAUGCCAUCCUACACGGUCACGGUGGCCACAGGCAGCCAGUGGUUCGCGGGCACCGACAACUACGUGUACCUGAGCCUAGAGGGCACGGAGGGCUGCAGCGAAAGGCACCUCCUGGACAAACCCUUCUACAACGACUUCGAGCGCGGCGCGGUUGACUCCUAUGAUGUGACUGUAGAAGAAGACCUUGGAGAAAUUCAGCUAAUAAAAAUUGAGAAACGGAAAUACUGGUACCAAGAUGACUGGUACCUCAGGUAUAUCACUGUGAAAAUGCCAAUGGGUGACUAUCUGGAGUUCCCGUGUUACCGCUGGAUUACAGAUGAAAAGGAGGUUGUCCUUCGUGAUGGAAGAGCAAAGCUCGCCCGUGAUGACAAGACUCAGAUUCUCAAGCAGCACAGACGCAAAGAGCUUGAGACUCGUCAAAAGAUGUAUCGCUGGAAAGAGUGGCAUCCAGGCUUUCCCCUGAGCAUUGAUGCUGCUUCUCACAGUGAUCUGCCUCGUGACAUCCAGUUUGACAAUGAAAAGGGAAUUGACUUCAUUCUGAACUACACCAAAGCGAUGGAGAAUCUUUGUAUCAACCGCUUCAUGCACAUGUUCCAGUCCUCCUGGAGUGAUUUUGCAGAUUUUGAGAAGAUCUUUGUCAGAAUCAGCAACACAAUCUCUGAAUAUGUGAUGCAGCACUGGAAGGAAGAUUUUAUGUUUGGCUACCAGUUCCUGAAUGGAUGCAAUCCUGUGCUGAUCCGGAGAUGCACAGAGAUACCCAAGAAGUUGCCUGUGACUACGGAUAUGGUAGAAUGCAGUCUGGAGAGGAACCUAACCCUGGAGGAGGAAGUAAAGCAAGGAAACAUUUUCAUUGUGGACUAUGAGCUGCUGGAUGGUGUGGAUGCCAAUAAAACAGACCCAUGCACAAUGCAGUACUUGGCUGCACCCAUCUGUCUGCUGUAUAAGAAUCUGGAGAAUAAAAUUGUACCUGUUGCAAUCCAGCUUGGUCAAAAGCCUGGGCCGGACAAUCCCAUAUUCCUUCCUUCAGAUGCCACAUAUGACUGGCUGCUAGCUAAAAUCUGGGUUCGCUCAUCAGAUUUCCACAUCCACCAAACGGUGACCCAUCUCUUACGGACACACUUAGUCUCAGAGGUGUUCAGCAUAGCUAUGUUCCGGCAGCUGCCUGCUGUACAUCCCCUCUUCAAGCUCUUGGUGCCACACAUGCGCUUCACGAUAGCCAUCAAUACCAAAGCCCGAGAACAGCUUAUCUGUGAAUGUGGUCUUUUUGACAAGGCAAAUGCUACAGGUGGAGGAGGACAUGUACAAAUGGUGCAGAAAGCAAUGAAGGAUCUGACUUACAGCUCCCUCUGCUUCCCUGAGGAGAUCAAAGCUAAAGGGAUGGACAGCAAAGAAGAUAUCCCCUACUACUAUUACCGGGAUGAUGGCAUUAAAGUGUGGGAGGCUGUAAAGAGUUUCGUAGAGGAUGUCAUUCAAAUCUACUAUGAGAGUGAUGAGGUGGUGUGUGAGGAUGUGGAGCUCCAGGCCUUCACCAAAGAUAUUUAUGUCUAUGGGAUGAGAGGUGUGAAGUCCUCAGGAUUUCCUAAAAUGAUCAGGACACGAGAGAAGCUAGCAGAAUAUCUCACAGUGAUAAUAUUCACCACAUCGGCCCAGCAUGCAGCUGUGAAUUUUGGUCAGUAUGACUGGUGUUCCUGGAUUCCCAAUGCCCCACCAACAAUGCGCUGCCCUCCUCCAACAGAAAAGGGGACAGUCACCAUUGAGCAAAUUGUGGAGAGUCUCCCAGACAGGGGACGUUCUUGUUGGCAUCUUGGAGCUGUGUGGGCCUUGAGCCAAUUCCAGGACAGUGAACUGUUUCUAGGCGUGUACCCAGAUGAACACUUUGUGGAGAAGCCAGUGAAAGAGGCUAUGGUAAAAUUCCGCAAGAAUCUGGAUGAGAUUGUCAACGCCAUCGCUGAGCGCAACAAGAAAAAAAAGCUUCCUUAUUAUUACCUUUCCCCAGAUCGCAUUCCCAACAGUGUUGCUGUUUGAGCAGAUACGGAGAGUUUGGAGGCAUGUAAAGCUAAUGAGGCUUUCCUGCUACGUAUGCUUCUUUUCAAUGAACUCUCAGAAAUUGAUAAAGAAACCCAGCCCCUUCAUUACAGCUGAUUCAUCAUCUAUGUGGACUUUCAAAACAAAUUUGAUUAUGACUGAUCUUGCAGGCAAAGUCUAGUUGACAACCUUCUAGGUCAAAUUUAUUACAACUUUAUUUUUCCAGGAUUUAUUAAUCUUAGCAUCAAUAUUCAUGUUUCUGUUAGCUUUCCCUCGCCUGGACAAAACAAUAUAAUCACAGAUUCACUUAUUAAUGUUAAAUA